This is a messenger RNA of Ailuropoda melanoleuca (giant panda), 1296 nucleotides long. Its product is annotated as serine protease 40. The transcript is spliced from 5 exons. The record is from RefSeq and is a predicted model, not a curated record. Gene Ontology annotation, biological process: proteolysis. NCBI's taxonomy places the organism in Eukaryota, Metazoa, Chordata, Mammalia, Carnivora, Ursidae. Gene Ontology annotation, molecular function: serine-type endopeptidase activity. The coding region runs from base 78 to 1139 and encodes 353 amino acids.
CACUCCCUACGGAGGGAGGCGGUUUCCCGGAGGCCCCCGCAGCCCCGUGCGGUGCAGUCCACUCAUCCGGGAGGCGGAUGUGGACUGGCCGGAUGACAAGCGCCCAGGCUAAGGGCUCGGGCUCAGCCUGGCAGGGGGCCUGCGUGCUGGCCGCAGCACUGCUCUGGCUGCGCCCACUGCUGCUUCACGCUGAGCCCAACGGAAACACCACAGAUGUGUGUGGGAAACCAGCAGUAAGUGGGAAGAUCUUUGGUGGCCAGAAUGCGCCUGACCAACGGUGGCCGUGGCAGGCCAGCCUGCUCUAUCUUGGCAAGCACAUCUGCGGAGCUGCCCUCAUAGAUGCCUACUGGGUGAUCUCAGCUGCCCACUGCUUCCAAAAGUCCCAUGAACCAUCUGACUACCGGAUCCUGCUCGGGUACCAUCAGCUCCAGCAUCCCACUGAGCAUAGCCAGCAGAUGACAGUGUAUCGACUCAUUGUUCAUGAUGAAUUUAACAAGCGCUACUUCAUGGGCAGUGACAUCGCCCUGUUGCAACUGCAUCUGCCUGUAAACUUUACUUCCCACAUUCUCCCUGCCUGCCUCCCAGGGCCGACCACGAAACUGCCCCUUCACAGCAGCUGCUGGAUAACUGGCUGGGGGAUGAUCACCGAGGAUGAUUUCCUGGCUUCACCAUUCCAGCUGCAGGAAGGAGAGGUUGGCAUUAUUGACAGUGAGGUCUGUAAAAUGUAUUUCCAAUCGCCAGACUCCAGCGGCAGCGAAUAUUCUAUACAUGAGGAUAUGUUUUGUGCUGGGGACCUCAUGACAGGAAAGUCCAUCUGCCGAGGAGAUUCUGGCGGCCCCCUGGUCUGCAAGAUGAACAGUAGUACUUGGUUUCUGAUGGGGCUGUCUAGCUGGAGCCUGGCCUGCCACUACCCCACAAGCCCCAGCGUCUUCACCAGGCUCACCUACUUCUCCAACUGGAUUAGUGAGAAGCGGAGCACCUCGCCCAAUCCCGAUCCUUCUUUUGCUCCUCCUCAGGAAAAACCUCCUAUUUUGAGUGACUUCACUUCUCUGGGCAUGGUCCACAAGCCCAGCACCUGCAUAACCCUUGUGUCCUCACAGACCUUCCUCCUGCUGCUGAUUUCCCUAAGGACUCUGUGACAGACCCCAUGGUGCCCCUCCUGGCUCUCCCCCCCACAAACUUGUCUGUGUUAGUGCUAACGGGCUCUGCAUUCUUCUUAAUUGUGUCCGUCUCUGAGCUCUCCUGUCCAUCUGAGGCCUGCUCCAGGCCUGACCAAAUAAAAAUAAUUAAAGAAGC